Molecule: messenger RNA, 4998 nt
Organism: Acanthopagrus latus (yellowfin seabream)
Lineage: Eukaryota; Metazoa; Chordata; Actinopteri; Spariformes; Sparidae
Product: protein EFR3 homolog B
Exons: 24
Coding region: 289-2742 (817 amino acids)
Biological process (GO): protein localization to plasma membrane
Cellular component (GO): plasma membrane
Source: RefSeq, a predicted model, not a curated record
GCUAGCCACUAACAGCUGGUGGCUACGAGGGGAGUAACGCUGGUUUAACUAACUAAAUGUACGGUAUUCUGACAUAGUUUAACUUCAGUCUCGGUGGCAGGCCUUACCUGUCCGUAUGACACACAGUUCAAGGAUUUUAAUUUCGUCCACUUCAUGGCCGAAGACAAUCCGGCGGUUUUCCUGAUUUUCGACGCGCCGGUGGAGACCUGUUUUCGGUGUGAAGUGCCUCCCAUCUCCCUGCCACUGUGAACCUGGAAGAACAACGCCGCCUUGUGACAAACAUCCGACAUGACAGGGGUUUGCGGUUGUUGCGGGGCCCUCAGGCCUCGGUACAAGAGGCUGGUGGACAACAUCUUCCCAGAAGACCCAGAGGAUGGGCUGGUGAAGGCCAACAUGGAGAAGCUGACAUUCUACGCCCUGUCAGCUCCUGAGAAGCUCGACCGUAUCGGAGCCUACCUGUCUGAGAGAUUGUCAAGGGAUGUGGCCCGACACAGAUACGGCUAUGUGUGCAUAGCCAUGGAAGCCCUGGACCAGUUGCUGAUGGCCUGCCACUGUCAGAGCAUCAACCUGUUUGUGGAGAGUUUCCUCAAGAUGGUGCGCAAGCUGCUCGAGUCCGACAAACCCAACCUGCAGAUCCUAGGAACCAACUCGUUUGUGAAGUUUGCCAACAUCGAAGAGGAUACACCAUCAUACCACCGCAGCUAUGACUUCUUUGUGUCACGCUUCAGUGAGAUGUGCCACUCCAGCUACGAGGACCCUGACAUCCGCACCAAGAUCCGCAUGGCAGGUAUCAAGGGCUUGCAGGGUGUUGUGAGGAAGACUGUGAAUGAUGAGCUGCAGGCCAACAUCUGGGACCCUCAGCACAUGGACAAAAUUGUCCCCUCUCUGCUUUUCAACCUGCAGAGUGGAGAGCGUACUGAAAGCCGCUCCCCCUCUCCGCUGCAGGCGUCAGAGAAGGAGAAGGAAAGCCCGGUGGAGCUGACGGAGCGCUGCUUCAGGGAGCUCCUGGGACGAGCCGCCUAUGGCAACAUCAAGAACGCCGUCACGCCUGUGCUGAUGCACUUAGAUAACCACUCUCUAUGGGAGGGAAAGACCUUUGCAGUGCGUUGCUUCAAAAUCAUCAUGUAUUCGAUCCAGUCCCAGCACUCUCACUUGGUAAUUCAGCAGCUACUCGGUCAUCUGGAUGCUAACAGCAAGAAUUCAGCCACAGUGCGAGCAGGGAUAGUGGAAGUUCUGCUGGAGGCAGCCGCCAUCGCUGCCAGUGGCUCUGUGGGCCCCACCGUGUUGGAGGUGUUUAACACCCUGCUGCGGCAGCUCCGCCUCAGCGUGGACUACGAGUUGACCGGAUCCUAUGACGGCAGCGUCAACAUUGGCACCAAGAUAAUCAAAGCUCACGAGGAGAGGCAGCUGCAGGAGGCUGUCAUCAGGACCAUCGGUUCAUUUGCGAACACUCUACCAACAUACCAGAGGUCAGAGGUCAUGCUCUUCAUUAUGGGAAAGAUCCCUGUCCCUGGGGUUCACCCAGCUCUGCCCUCCUCAGGAUCUGGGCCUGAAGGUACCAGGAUGAUCCAGGUUAUGUUACUGAAGUCCUUGGUCCAGGUGACGGCAGGUUUCCAGACCACCAACAUGCUGACAGCACUUCCCAGCUCUUUCCUGGAGCCGCUGCUGUCCUUCUCGCUGACAGAGGAUCCAGAGAUCCGGCUGCUGGUGCUCCAAAUCCUUCUUAGUCUCAUCGACAGGCACGACAACACGCCCAAGUUCUCCAACAUAAGCAUCAUCUCGGAUAUCUCUGUGCUCAAGCUCAAGGUUGACAAGUGUUCCAGACAGGACAACUUAUUCAUGAAAAAGCACGGCCAGCAGCUGUACAGACACAUCUAUUUAGGCUGCAAGGAGCAGAGCAGCGGUCGGCAGCACUACGAGACUCUCUUCGCUCUGCUGGGUCUUCUCAGCGUGGAGCUGGCCAACGAAGAGGUGGUGGUGGACCUCAUUCGCCUGGCGCUCGCCUUGCAGGACCUGGCUCUGUCCACCGACGAGGCCAUGCCUGUCUUUAACCGUUGUGCUGUUCACGCCCUCGCCGCAGCCUACCUCAACCUCAUCUGCCAGCUCACCACCGUUCCAGCCUUCUGCCAGCACAUUCAUGAGGUGAUUGAGGUGAGACAGAAAGAAAGUCCCUACCUUCUGCCUGAGGAUGUCUUCAUUGAUAAUCCCAAGCUGCCCUCUUCACUGGAGAAGGUAGAAGGGGAAGUUUUGUUCCUUCAGUCGAAGAUCACCGAGGUCCUCGGAGGUAGUGGUUAUAAUACAGACAGACUGGCUACGCCUUACAUCCCCCAGUAUACUGAUGAGGACCGUCUAUCCAAGAGAAAGAGUAUUGGGGAGACCAUCUCGCUGCAGGUGGAGGUGGAGUCCCGAAACAGUCCCGAGAAAGAGGAGAGGACACCGGCAGAGGAGAUCACAUUUGAAACCCUGAAAAACGCCAUCGUGGACAGCGUGGGUAUGGAGGAGCAGGAGAGGGAACGCAGGAGACAAGUGGUGGAGAAGUUUCAGAAGGCCCCGUUCGAGGAGAUAGCUGCCCACUGCGGUGCCAGGGCCACACUACUGCAGAGCAAACUCAAUCAAAUCUUUGAGAUUACAAUCAGACCCCCGCCGAGCCCAUCUGGAACCAUCUCGUCAGGUUACGGCCAAAGCCAGAGUCGAUCUGUCCCCAUCUAUGAGAUGAAGUUUCCCGACCUUUGUGUGUACUAGAGCAGACGAUCCACAUAGAAGUUACAUUUCACAUUUGAAGACAGUAAAGUGAGUAAGGGGAGGGGGGAUGGGAUGGAACCAAUCCUCACUGUAAAAGCAUCUUGAUGAGGAGGAAACCGCAGUUGCUUGAAGCCAACUAAAGAACAAGCCAGUUGAAAAAAACUUAGCUGACAGAUGUUUUUUGCUGCCAAAACAAGCCGGCUAAAGUCAGUAAAUGCAGCAGUAAAGCAAAGUUUAAUUUCACUUAACGUUAUCUUUACUUAUGUCUGUUGAAACUCCACUGGCUGGACUUUCAAAUUAGAAAAUUGCCAAGAACUGUGCGGACCAACUGAGUAACAGAAUGAAAGUUUAUUUAUUGGCUUUAGGAUGAUUGACUCGUUGCAUGCCGUGUAACUGGACAUUUUUUUAUAGCACUGCUAUUCCUUUGACCCUUACAGGGUGCCAUACGACCCAUGAUCACAAAAUUAGACUCGUCUUGCUUAUUUCUCAUGUCAUUUCAUGUUUUUGCUUGUUGAUUUUACAACCAGAAAGAAUUUAUAUCUAUUAGACACAUUUUAAUUUACUUGUCAGUGUAUUUUUUGUGUAUGUUCAAAUGAAACACGGAUAGAUUUAUGAAGCUGCCCCCCCCCAAUCUAAUGUUACUCAGCUCUCAAACAUCUUAUUGUCGGUGUUCUUUUCGCCUUUUUAGUGUAAGCCAAAAGUGCUUUUUCUGUCUUGACUGGCUUUUAUUUCCUGCUCCUGAUUUUAGUUUUUGAUGAAAGAUAACCGUCUGAUCUGUGUGCUGUCGCUUCCAAAGUGAGUGUGCCUUACAGGUGACUCAAGUUAAAACAUACACAAUGUAACACACACUGCGCCACAGUCACGUCCACACUAAACUAAACUGAAGUGUUUACUGUGAUGUUUACCAGAUCUAACACUAGAGGAUAAAUUAGGGAUCUUUUAUUUUUCUCCUUUCCAUAUAAAUGUGUAUAUACAGAGAAAUAUAUAAAUCUUUAAGCUGAUGUACAGAGUAGGGACGUUUGUGUUUGUAUAUAUGCUGUAUAUUAACUUUAAUUUUAGACUGCCACUGCACUGAUUGUGUCCACAGAUGAGGGAGGAAGCUACUUGUUGAAAUCUUGCUUUCAAAUCAGUAACAAAGCAACACAUGGAAUCAAAAAGGUGUAUUGACAACAGCCCAGAGUAGAAAACCUGCGUCAGGCCAGUAGAUAACAAUCUUUGAAGAAAACUCCUUCAACUUCAUUUUUUUUAAGCUACAGAUUUUAGCACGGCAGUCAUGACCUGUCCGCCUCCAGGUAGUGCAUACUCAUUCAGCAAGAUUUAAAUAAGUCUAAAAGCCAUUUUUUUGUGUGCACAUACACGCACACACACAGGUAUGAAAACAAAGUAUAAUGGCAAUAAUUUGGCACUAGCCUGGCUAACGCGGCCCAACCGUUGGUAGCACAUCCUUUCGUGUGUUUUAAAAUCGUACCUUCUGUACCUUUGUACCGUCGUGGUGCUGUGAUGGGUCAGUUUUGUGAUGUUGUAAGAGACCGCCCCCCCCUUCCCUCUCCUGCGCUUCUGUGACUUAAUGGCAUCGGGCUUGAAAUGUGUCGCAGCCAUCUUGUUUAAUGUAAACCACAAAGUCCGGUUUGUCCCUGAUCGUCAUGUGUUACAGUCUCAUCAUUUUUUUUUUUUUCAAUGUAGUGUCCUCUGUAUGUAUAUUUAUGUCCCCACACGCCGGUGUAUCUGAUUGUCGACCUUUUUGUCAGUGCAGGUGUGUGAGUGAGUGUAUUUGUCCAUGCAGCAGCAGAUGUGUGUCUUUUAUUGUCAUGACACAAGACCAAACUCUUCAAACACAGUUUACAGUUUUUUCGUCUAGUGUCUCUUCGCACCACGUUAGUGAGGAGCGAGCUAUCUAAGAGCAAUGUGCAGCUGUCUAAACCUUCCAGUGACACCAUGUAAAAUUGUCUUUUCAGCGACCUCGCAGGGCGCUGUAAAUCUACCGGUGUGCUUGUCGUCAUUGCAUAGCGUAAUGUAAUAUUAACUGACGGUAAUCCAACCUUACUUUUGUCAUUACAUGUCUGGUUGAUAGAUCUGUUUACAAUGUAGUGCUGUAGGUCAAAUCUAUUCAUUCUGUGAACUUUGCACUUUAAAAACUGGAUUACCUAGUGACAAAGGCAGCUUUUACUUGGAGAAAAUGCCUUAUGAGUGUCAUACCUGACUUUGCAUGCUAGUGAUGUUGCUGUGUUGUACAAUAAAUUUGUCUGUAACCACAAA